CAGUUGAGGGAAAAAGAAUGAAUUAGGACGCGCGUGGCGAGAUGCACGCGAGUUCGCGAAUGGGUCAUAAAUUGCCGGCUGGAGUGUCGUCACCGCGAGGACUUCCCGGCCAAGAUGGCGGAGGGCAUCCCGUUAGAUCCGAUGCGGAAGAGCUCGAGGAGGAGCCCUUACGCCUACCGCUCCGCCAGACACUCCAGAUUCUCCGUCGACGAUGAGCCGUCGAGCACGGACGAGAUGCCCCUGAUGAUGUCCGACGAGGCCCUCGGGAACGACGAAAGCGACUACCAGACGCUGCCCCGGGCCAGAUUCGACCACAGACAGCGAGGCCUUGGCUGGUUCCUCCUCGGCGGCUGGAGACUCCUCUGUGGAAGCUGCUGCGACUGCCUGGUCCGAAUGUGUCGCCGCAAGAAGGAGCUGAAGGCGCGCACCGUCUGGCUGGGCCGCCCGGAGAAGUGUCACGACAAGUUCCCCAAGAACGCCAUCCGCAACCACAAGUACAACGUCUUCACCUUCGUGCCAGGGGUUCUCUACCAGCAGUUCAAGUUCUUCCUCAAUCUCUACUUCCUGGUGGUGGCCUGCUCGCAGUUUGUGCCCUCGCUGAAGAUCGGAUACUUGUACACGUACUGGGCGCCUCUGGGUUUCGUGCUAGCCGUCACGAUGGUGCGCGAGGCCGCGGACGAGGUGCGGCGCCACCAGCGGGACAAGGAGAUGAACUCGCAGCUGUACGGCAAGCUGACGCUGCGCGGUAAAAUUCAGGUGAAGAGCUCGGACAUCCAAGUGGGAGACCUGAUUAUCGUCGAGAAGAACCAAAGGAUUCCCGCAGACAUGAUAUUCCUGAGGACGUCGGAACGGAACGGGGCCUGCUUCAUCAGGACUGACCAGCUCGACGGAGAGACGGACUGGAAGCUGAAAGUGGCCGUGGAAUGCACCCAGCGACUUCCGGCACUGGGGGACCUCUUCUCCAUCAGCGCCUUCGUCUACGCUCAGAAGCCUCAGCUGGACAUCCACAGCUUUGAGGGAAACUUCACACGGGAAGACUCAGACCCCCAGGUCCACGAGAGCCUGAGCAUCGAAAACACGCUGUGGGCCAGCACCGUCGUCGCCUCGGGCACUGUGAUCGGGGUGGUGAUCUACACGGGCAAGGAGACCCGCAGCGUACUCAACACGUCGUAUGCCAAAAACAAGGUGGGCCUGUUGGACCUGGAGCUGAACAGGCUUACCAAAGCCCUGUUCUUGGCCCAGUUUCUUCUGGCCAUCGUCAUGGAAGCGCUGCACGGCUUUGCGGGCCUGUGGUUCCGCAAUCUCUUCCGCUUCGUGGUGCUGUUCUCCUACAUCAUCCCCAUUAGCCUGCGGGUCAAUCUGGACAUGGGCAAGGCGGCCUACGGCUGGAUGAUCAUGAAGGACGAGAACAUUCCCGGCACGGUGGUGAGGACCAGCACCAUCCCGGAAGAGCUGGGCCGGCUGGUCUACCUGCUGACGGACAAAACAGGUACUUUGACCCAAAACGAGAUGAUCUUUAAGAGGCUGCAUCUGGGGACCGUGUCUUAUGGCACCGACACCAUGGAUGAGAUCCAGAGCCAUAUUAUCCAGUCCUAUGCUCAGGGCUCCUCCACAGCGUCCCAGAAAUCCCAGACCCCGGGCCCCAAAGUUCGCAAGAGCGUCAGCAGCCGCGUCCACGAGGCGGUGAAGGCCAUCGCCCUGUGCCACAACGUCACGCCCGUCUACGAGUCGUGCGGAGAGACGGAGACGGCGGAGGCCGACCAGGACUUCGUCGACGACAACCGCACCUACCAGGCCUCCAGUCCCGACGAGGUGGCGCUGGUGCGCUGGACGGAGAGCGUGGGCCUCACCUUGGUCAACCGAGACCUGGCCUCCCUGCAGCUGAAGACGCCCGCCGGACAGAUCCUGUCCUUCAACAUCCUGCAGAUUUUUCCCUUCACCUCGGAGAGCAAGCGCAUGGGCAUCAUCGUCCGGGAGGAGUCAACAGGAGACAUCACGUUCUACAUGAAGGGCGCCGACGUGGCCAUGGCGACCAUCGUCCAGUACAACGACUGGCUGGAAGAGGAGUGUGGCAACAUGGCCAGAGAAGGUCUGCGAACGCUGGUGGUGGCCAAGAAGUCACUGUCUGAGGAGCAGUACCAAGACUUUGAGAGCCGCUACAACCAGGCCAAGCUGAGCAUCCACGACCGCGCCCUGAAGGUCGCGGCUGUGGUGGAGAGCCUGGAGCGGGAGUUGGAGCUCCUCUGCCUGACCGGCGUGGAGGACCAGCUGCAGGCCGACGUCAGGCCCACCCUGGAGCUGCUCAGGAACGCCGGCAUCAAGAUCUGGAUGUUGACCGGGGACAAGCUGGAAACGGCCACAUGCAUCGCCAAAAGCUCUCAUUUGGUGUCCAGAAACCAGGACAUUCACGUUUUCCGACCGGUGACAAACCGAGGGGAGGCCCACCUGGAGCUCAACGCCUUCCGCAGGAAGCACGACUGCGCCCUGGUCAUCUCGGGCGACUCCCUGGAGGUGUGCCUGCGCUACUACGAGCACGAGUUCGUGGAGCUGGCGUGCCAGUGCCCCGCCGUGGUGUGCUGCCGCUGCUCGCCCACGCAGAAGGCCCAGAUCGUCACGCUGCUCCAGAUGCACACCGCCAACAGGACCUGCGCCAUCGGUGACGGCGGGAAUGACGUCAGCAUGAUCCAGGCUGCCGACUGCGGUAUUGGAAUCGAAGGAAAGGAAGGCAAGCAGGCGUCGCUGGCGGCCGACUUCUCCAUCACGCAGUUCAAGCACGUCGGCCGCCUCCUCAUGGUGCACGGCAGGAACAGUUACAAGCGCUCGGCGGCCCUGGGCCAGUUUGUCAUGCACCGGGGCAUGAUCAUCUCCGCCAUGCAGGCCAUCUUCUCGUCCAUAUUCUACUUCGCUUCUGUUCCCUUGUACCAAGGAUUCCUCAUGGUUGGUUACGCCACCAUCUACACCAUGUUCCCGGUGUUCUCCUUGGUCCUGGACCAGGACGUCAAACCGGAGAUGGCGCUUCUCUACCCGGAGCUCUACAAGGACCUGACCAAGGGCCGUUCGCUUUCCUUUAAGACCUUCCUGGUUUGGGUUUUGGUCAGCGUGUAUCAAGGGGGCAUCCUGAUGUACGGGGCGCUGUUGCUGUUUGAGUUGGAGUUCGUGCACGUGGUGGCCAUCUCGUUCACGGCGCUCAUCUUGACCGAGCUCCUGAUGGUGGCGCUGACGGUGCGCACGUGGCACUGGCUGAUGGUGCUGGCAGAGUUCCUCAGCCUGAGCUGCUACUUGGCGUCGCUCGCCUUCCUCAACGAGUACUUCGACUUGGCCUUCAUCACCACGUGGCCUUUCGUGUGGAAGGUGUCGUCCAUCACGCUGGUCAGCUGCCUGCCGCUUUACAUCAUCAAGUACCUGAAGCGCAAGUUCUCCCCGUCCAGCUACUCCAAACUGGCCUCCUGAGGCCCCCGCCGACGCCAUCUCGUCACCAUCCCGCGUGCGCUUUGCUUUGCCGGCGCCGCAACUCCUCGCUGCUGGAUGUGGAGGUCAGUGACCCACUGGAGCAAUCAGACACUUUUUUUUUUUUUUUUUUUUGUUUUUUGUUCCCCCCCCCCUUUUUUUUUUCAUUGACAUCUCAGAGUUUUGGGGAUGACUUGAACUGAACGAGCAGAAAAAGUCAAAAGAGGAUCUCGUCAGACAUCAUAAUGGCCGCCGAGGGUGGGGUGGGUGGGUCGGGGGGGGUCACGCGCUUCAAUUCGAAGCUCCUUAAGUGUUAUUUUUAUACUUUUUAUAUAUAUAUACAUUGUUUUAAGUGUUCUUUUUACUCAAGUGCUGUCGUUGUCGUCCGGAAUGAGUUUUAUCAUUCCCGGCAUCCCCCUUUUCGCAUCUGUGUUCGCACAUAUCGUUCUUUCGUGUGUUCAUUUAAAAAAAAAAAAAAAAGCAAAAAAGAAAGUUCCAGGUGAGAUGUUGUAAAAGAUAAACGGAUAAUCGUUAUAUUGGGGGAAAAACUUGCCCCAAAGUUCAUUCCUGUGUGGUGGUGGCAGAAUUUAGUGGAAUGUUUUUCUUUUUUUUGUUUAUUGUCCCACACUGCAAGUUGAAGCCGUUUGGCUGCUAAUGUUCUUGUUGUUUUUCUUUCCAUUCAAAAUAAAUAAAACGCGAAAUGUUGAA
Syngnathoides biaculeatus (alligator pipefish) is the source of this 4155-nucleotide messenger RNA. It is a transcript of the gene atp9b, whose product is annotated as ATPase phospholipid transporting 9B. The coding region runs from base 115 to 3450 and encodes 1111 amino acids. Lineage: Eukaryota; Metazoa; Chordata; Actinopteri; Syngnathiformes; Syngnathidae. Gene Ontology annotation, molecular function: ATP hydrolysis activity; ATPase-coupled intramembrane lipid carrier activity; magnesium ion binding. Gene Ontology annotation, biological process: endocytosis; phospholipid translocation; retrograde vesicle-mediated transport, Golgi to endoplasmic reticulum. Gene Ontology annotation, cellular component: trans-Golgi network; plasma membrane; endosome. The transcript has 27 exons. The record is from RefSeq and is a predicted model, not a curated record.